Messenger RNA from Pollicipes pollicipes, 1050 nucleotides. Its product is annotated as solute carrier family 22 member 16-like. The coding region runs from base 1 to 1050 and encodes 349 amino acids. Gene Ontology annotation, molecular function: transmembrane transporter activity. The transcript has 4 exons. NCBI's taxonomy places the organism in Eukaryota, Metazoa, Arthropoda, Thecostraca, Pollicipedomorpha, Pollicipedidae. The record is from RefSeq and is a predicted model, not a curated record. Gene Ontology annotation, cellular component: membrane. Gene Ontology annotation, biological process: transmembrane transport.
AUGGCGGAGACGGCAGAGAGCGGCAAGGCUGAGGAGAAGUCCGAGCAGAAGACGGAGGUGCUCUUCGAGGACGUGCUGGAGCGGUGCUGCGGCACCGGCCGCUGGCAAACGCUGCUCAUCGGGUACAUGUCCGUUAUGUGGCUGCUCUUCCCAGUCUUCUCCAUGUCCAUGAUGUUCGUCGGCGCCACGCCCAAGUUUAGAUGCGCCGACGGCUUCGCCGCCAACGCCACUUUCGCCUCGCUGCCGUCCGAUACGCCGCGCUGCCACGCGGCUAACUCGACCGCCGCUUGUCAGCGCUGGGCGUUCGACCCGUCCGUGUACGUGUCGACGGUGGUGACCGAGUGGACGCUGGUGUGCGGCCGCAAGCCGCUGCUCUCACUGCUGCAGUCGUGGCUGAUGAUCGGCGGCCUCUUCGCGGCCGUGCGCUUCCUGACGGGCGUCGCCAUGUCGGCCAUGAUCAGCAGCCAGUACGUGCUGAUGCUGGAGCUGUGCAGCAGCGAGCGGCGCGCCGCGAUCGGUAUCGUCUCAAUCAUGCCAUUCGCCUUUGGCACCUGCUUCGUCGCGCUCGGCUCGUACCUAAUCCGCACGAGAUGGCUACUCCAGCUGGCGUACGCCGUGCCGUGUCUUAUCUUCCUGUUCAACUUCUGGCUGAUGCCCGAGUCGCCCCGCUGGCUGGUGCUGCAGGGCCGGUUCCCGGAGGCGUGUGCCGUGCUGCGCCGGGGCGCGCGCUGGAACGGCCGUCGGGAGCUGCCAGAGGAGGAGGUGCUGCAGCUGAUGGCGGAGGCGCGGAACGACAUGCUGUCCCGCCAGACCACUAUGAAGACCGCCGCCGCCAUGUUACUCACCUUCGUGCAGAAGGACACCACGUUCUGGCUGGUACUCGGCGUGGUCGCCAAGAUCGGUGUCUCCUCCGCAUAUAACACGAUAAUGGUGUUCACUGCCGAACUGAUGCCCACCGAGGUCCGCUCGCUGGCGUGCGGCCUGCGCCAGCUUGCGGCACGAGUGGGCGCCGCCCUCUCGCCGUUCGUGGUGGACUUGACUGUCGACUAA